AUGGCCAAGAAACAGGAUAAUGCUAGGUCGAGGAAGAACGGUAACUCAUCUUUCAAUCAUAGUGAUAAUAAGAUUUCUAAAAAGCAUAGCAUGAAGAACAAUAUGAAAUCUAACAAGAAGAAAAAUCAAAUGCAAGUUAGACAGUUAGACAAGCUUGACUUGAGCAUAGCGGACAUUGUACCCAAUAAAGCUCAAAAGAAACCGAGGUCAUCUGCCAGUCUUGAAGGUCAAAAGGUCAGAGAGCAUUAUAAGGAAGACAAAGAGGUAGUAAAGAAGCACGAUAAAGAAAAGAAGGCUACUGAAAAGAAAAUUGAAGAUCAGCUUGAGCUGAUAUCCGGCUUUUCUCUAUAA
Molecule: messenger RNA, 351 nt
Organism: Kluyveromyces lactis
Lineage: Eukaryota; Fungi; Ascomycota; Saccharomycetes; Saccharomycetales; Saccharomycetaceae
Gene: ADF1
Product: Adf1p
Exons: 1
Coding region: 1-351 (116 amino acids)
Source: RefSeq, a predicted model, not a curated record